AUUAAAAUAUACACCACAACAUCUUGUAUUAAAAAAUAUCUGUUUAAAUUUUCACUAUGGGUAAAGUAAUAAUAUUUGGAGUAACAUGUUUAGCCAUACUUUUUAUGGGAGUUACUACAGCUAGUAGCUUUCGUACUACAAUUACUAUAGCUGAAAACCCACGGGAACAAAUGUCUCAACGUUGCCAAAUGGAAAUGCAAAGGGCACAGAACUUACGUGCUUGUGAAGAGUAUUUAAGACAGAGUACAAAAUUUACUGAAGAGGGAAGAUAUAUGGAUCAACAAAGUGGAGACUGGCGCCAAUCAUUCCCAAGGUGCUGCGAGCAAAUGGAACAGAUACAAGACGAGCAAUGUCGGUGCGAGGGAAUAAAACAAGUGAUGCAGCAAGAGCAACAAAGAGGAGAAUUGCAGGGUAGAGAAAUGCGUGAAGCUAGUAAAACUGCACAGUACCUUCCUGGUUUAUGCCGUAUGAGUCCUCACCAAUGCCAUAAUAUUCCAACUCCAACUUUCUAUUAAGUAAUAAUUAAUUAUGAAAAAUAGCAAAGCUUUAGUUAGCUUGCCCUUUUAUUUUGUAAUAAAAAUAAAAUGAGUAGCAAGUACCUAAAUAAUGAAUAAUUAAUCACCACAUUAUGGUGCCUGUGUUGUGUUUACCAGGCAGCUUAAUUUGGUGUGUUUGUAAUGUUUUUUGUUUAA
Solanum pennellii is the source of this 692-nucleotide messenger RNA. RefSeq names its product 2S sulfur-rich seed storage protein 2-like. The record is from RefSeq and is a predicted model, not a curated record. Gene Ontology annotation, molecular function: nutrient reservoir activity. The transcript has 2 exons. Bases 57 to 515 code for a protein of 152 amino acids. Lineage: Eukaryota; Viridiplantae; Streptophyta; Magnoliopsida; Solanales; Solanaceae.